This is a messenger RNA of Cololabis saira (Pacific saury), 2119 nucleotides long. It is a transcript of the gene mapkapk3, whose product is annotated as MAPK activated protein kinase 3. The coding region runs from base 388 to 1620 and encodes 410 amino acids. The transcript is spliced from 10 exons. The record is from RefSeq and is a predicted model, not a curated record. Gene Ontology annotation, molecular function: calcium/calmodulin-dependent protein kinase activity; calcium-dependent protein serine/threonine kinase activity; mitogen-activated protein kinase binding. Lineage: Eukaryota; Metazoa; Chordata; Actinopteri; Beloniformes; Belonidae. Gene Ontology annotation, cellular component: cytoplasm; nucleus. Gene Ontology annotation, biological process: peptidyl-serine phosphorylation; response to cytokine; intracellular signal transduction.
GUUUCUAAUGUGCUGAAAGAGUUCCUUACAUUUGUCUUGGGAGUCACUGCUGACCUGUAACGUCGAUCGAGACUUUUCCUUUUUUUUUUAAGAAAAAAAUGUAACAGAUGUGCUAAAAAUUUAAAACCUAUGAGAGGAGAGAGUGGAUUAAAUGUGCGGAGUAUCUCCAGAUCAGGGUAAGCAGGUGCAUGGUCCAGGUCUGGUCUAGUUCCGGUCCUGGUCCCGGUCCCGGUUCUGGUUCUGGUCCCGGUCCCGGUCCUGGUCCUGGUCCUGCACCGCUCUUCUUCCGGCUUGCCUGCAGGGCAGCGGGAGCGCGCCUGUGCGCGUCCCCGCGGCGGCUUUACUCGGCGCGUCUGUCUCCUUGAGCCCCGACAGGUCUGUGUGAACAUGCUGCAGAAUGAGAACGGGAAAGAGCCGCCUCCAGCAGCUGACGGAGCACCGCCGGACCCCCUGGGCCCCAGGGACCCCAGGAGCCCCAGGGACCACAGGAGCCCCGGGGACCCGGGGCCGGACCUGGACCCGGAGCCCCAGCACUUCCCCAUGCCCGAUCUACCCAAACUGGAGAUUAAACGCAACGCAGUGACGGACGAGUACAAGAUCUCCAGCCAGGUCCUGGGCCUGGGGAUUAACGGCAAAGUGUUGGAGUGUUUUAAUAAGAAGACGGGAGAGAAAUGCGCUCUGAAGAUCCUCUACGACAGUCCCAAAGCCAGACGGGAGGUGGAGCUUCACUGGCGAGUGUCCGGAGGACCGUACAUCGUUCGUAUUCUCAACCUUUUCGAGAACAUGCAUCAUGGGAAGAAGUGCCUGCUCAUCAUCAUGGAAUGCAUGGAGGGGGGAGAGCUGUUCAGCAGAAUCCAGGCCAGAGGAGACCAGGCCUUCACUGAAAAAGAGGCGUCUGAGAUCAUGAGGGACAUCGGCACAGCCAUCCAGUUUCUCCACAACGUGAACAUUGCACACAGAGACCUUAAGCCAGAGAAUUUGCUGUACAACACUAAAGACAGAAAUGGGGUUCUCAAACUAACAGACUUUGGCUUCGCUAAGGAGACGACGCUACACAACCCCCUGCAGACGCCCUGCUAUACGCCGUACUACGUGGCUCCUGAGGUUCUUGGCCCGGAAAAAUACGACAAGUCAUGUGACAUGUGGUCUCUGGGAGUCAUCAUGUACAUCCUGUUGUGUGGCUUCCCUCCCUUCUACUCCAACACUGGUCAGGCUAUUUCUCCAGGGAUGAAGAGGAGGAUCAGGAUGGGCCAGUAUGAGUUUCCUAAUCCAGAGUGGUCUGAAGUGUCGCAAGAAGCUAAAGAUUUGAUCCACCAGCUUCUGAAGACGGACCCGAAUGAUAGAAUGACCAUCACUCAGUUUAUGAACCACCCCUGGAUCAAUCAGUCCAUAGUGGUCCCCUCCACCCCCCUGCACACGACCCGGGUCCUGACUGAAGACAGAGAGAUGUGGGAGGAUGUGAAGGAGGAGAUGACCAGCGCCUUGGCGACCAUGCGCGUGGACUACGACCAGGUGAAGAUCAAGGAUCUGGACACGUCCAGCAACCCUCUGCUCAACAAGAGACGCAAGAAGGCAGCGGCGGGGAACAAGAGCGGCUCCACGGUCUGCCAGAGCCAGUGAGACGGGCAAGAUCUCUGGCGGAGAAUCCCAGCCGAGCAGCUCAGAGGAGGGAGGAACGGUUUAUACUGUACGUGCAAGAGUCCAUUAUUUAGAGGGCUGCUUUGAAUUCCCCAGAGACUGUCCAGCGUGGAAAAGUUCUGCCACAUAAAGGGACGUCGGGAACACCGGUGGGGGAGCUAAACGCGUCGUCGUGACGUCAGCGAGUCCUGCCAGAGAUGGAAAUCGGCAGCUCUGCUCACUCUGGGCUCUGUGUUUAAUUAGCUGUAUGUGAGUCGUUUUAGAGCUUUUCUGUUAGCAGUCGUGAAGCCUUUGCGGUGCCAGUGUGUUUGAAUGCUGGAUUGCCUGUUUGUGCUUAGACGUGACAUGCAGACACAACUGUGGACAAGUCUGCCGCGCUGUCUUCAUUCUCUCGCUCUUUUCCUGCCUUCCUUUCAGGCUUCAUGCACAGUCUUGCACUGACUGUCUUGUUAAUAAACUGUAGCCUCGAUACUGACCUACA